Messenger RNA from Trematomus bernacchii (emerald rockcod), 5822 nucleotides. RefSeq names its product clustered mitochondria protein homolog. The coding region runs from base 214 to 5304 and encodes 1696 amino acids. Lineage: Eukaryota; Metazoa; Chordata; Actinopteri; Perciformes; Nototheniidae. The transcript has 30 exons. The record is from RefSeq and is a predicted model, not a curated record. Gene Ontology annotation, molecular function: mRNA binding; protein binding. Gene Ontology annotation, biological process: intracellular distribution of mitochondria. Gene Ontology annotation, cellular component: cytoplasm.
GCAAGGACAGGGGAGCCUCCCGCUGGAGAGGAGAUACUCUGAGACUCAGCUCUUUUGUUUCAGGAUGGACAGAAAAUGACAGGCUGGCUGUCUCUCCCUCUCUCUGCACUGGCAGGAUUGCCAUGUAUCGACAACAUUCCAGAGUUCAUCUGAUGAGAUUUCACCCCUGAGCUUGUCCAAUUCUUUCCUCUCCACCUUCACAAUUGCUGUUCGAUGCAGAUAAGCAUCAUGGGAAACAUAAUCCAGUGCUGUCAAACACUAUCAAACUACUUCAAGUUUAAGGAUGCGGCGGCCCAAGGUGAGGCGGAGAGAUCCCCUCUGCUUUCCAGCGACGACAGUGAAUGUGAAUCUCAGAGCCUGCCAGAGGACUUGGAGGACGAUCUGUUAUCCAUUAUCUCCACCGGCAUCACAAACCCAGCUCUAGAACCAGAGCACUUCCUGUUUCCUGACAUCAUCCUAAGCAGCAACCUGGGAGGGGAUGUGACUCUGGUGGAGCCGAUGGUGUGUCUGCUGGUGUCUGAGGAGGAGGAGGGAGUGAGGACGCUUGAGCCAGGAGAUGAAGCACAAGAGUGGAGAAACAGGUGGAGAAACAGGGAGUUUUCUGAGGUUGAGACACAGACCGAAGUGGAGACACAUAUCGGUAUGGGGGUGCAGACCCAGACUGAGUCACAGGAGGAGGUUCAGGCACUAACUGAAAUACUUGUGUGUAAUGCUGAGACUGUGGAGAGAGAAAUAACAAGGGGGAAGGUCGUGGAACAUGAAAUAUUAAAACAGGUGGAUGUGCUCUUGGAGGCACAAACAUCACAAGGGAGACACUCCAAUAUUUUUACUAUAAUGGCAUCAGAGAAACAAGAGAGAAGGAUGGAUUUUGGAACCUGGUCUGACAUGACAGAGGAAGACAACAUGCCUUUCAGUGAUAUAGGCAUGAAAGGUGAACAGGAAGAACUGAAAGAGACUAUCAUCCAUGAGGAACUGACUUCCACUUUAACAAAACAUACAUUUCAAACUGAACAAAACACCAAGCAAAUAGAGCAGCUAAGCGCUGAUGAAGAAAAUGUAUUGUUGCAAAAGGAUGCUGCUGCUCUUCAGGACAUUUCAAACUUUGCCCUGACAGAGCCGACACAGGAGAAUGUUAGUGACACAGAACAAAAUAUCGAACCAAAUCACACUUUAGUGACUGAACACAACAACUGUAUGGAUGACAACAUUGAGUCACAGAAAGACCUUCAGACAACAAAACGCAGCAUCAAAAGUGUUGAACUUGUGGACAUUGUUGACCCUGCUGAGUGUUGUGUAGAGCCGACACAACAGAGCAAUCAGGAUGAUGAACAGAUGGACCAGGCCACUGUGAUGUUGUAUCAUAAUGAUGAUGCAAAGGACAGUAAUGUUUUCCCAACAGACACAAACCACACAGAUCAGUCUGAUUUAAAUGCAGAUCAUAUUCAAUGUCAGGACCCAGAAAAGAGGGAAGAGGAGGGUGACAACGAGACAGCUCUGCCACAGGUGGAGGAGGAAGAGACUGAGAUAAAGCAAACCUUGUUUUUAGUUGACCGGCUGUUUCUGGCAGCACCACAUGUCAAAGCACCUCCAUGUCAGACUGAAGAAAGCCAUGAGGAUGAUGGUCAACAGCAGUCUGAUGCUGAUAAAAGAAAAGUCAGCAUCAGUGAUGUAGUUGAUCUCCAGGAGCCAGACUUUACCGUCAGGAUUCAACCUCCUGCUUCAGAAAGCUUUGAGCUCCAGGUGUCAGGCCAGAUGGUUGUGGCGGAGCUGCAUCAGGUGCUGAUGGAGCACGAGGUCACCUGCCACCUCACAAGCUUCUCCCUCCAGCUGGGAGGCACCGCGCUCGACAGCCAAUCCGAGCUACGCUCCAUACAGGGGAUCCAGGACGGAGCGCUGUUCAAGGUGGUGGAGGAUUCUUACACUGUGCGUGACGCUCGUCUUCAUCUCAGACAUGUUCGUGAUCUUCUGAAGAGCCUCGACCCUGCAGAUGCAUACAACGGAGUCAACUGCAGCUCACUCUCUUACCUCACUCUUUACACCAGAGGCAAGGACAGUGACAGUGUGGGGACCAGGCGAGCUUCUGAAAAGGAGUCUGUUGACUGCAGCCCUCCAGAAUACCUCCUCCCUGGAUGUAAGGAACGACCACUUACCCCACUGCAGCCGCUCAGAGAUGACUGGAAGCCGUUACAGUGCCUGCGGGUUCUGACCAUGAGCAGCUGGAACCCUCCUCCAGGAAACAGGAAGAUGCAUGGGGACUUGAUGUACCUCAAUGUCGUGACUAUGGAAGACAAAGAACUCAACAUUACAUCAUCUACACGUGGUUUCUACCUCAACCAGUCAACUGCCUUCAACUUCAACCCUAAACCUGCAGUUCCCAAAAUCCUUUGCCACUCUCUAGUCGAGCUGCUGAGUCAAGUAAGCCCUGCUUUCAGGAAAACCUUCAGUGCCCUGCAGAAGAAGAGAGUCCAGCAACACCCUUAUGAGCGGAUUGCAGCACCUUUCCAGGUGUUCACCUGGAUCGCCCGUUAUGGAGAUCACACCCUGGACUGUGUCAGAGCAGAGGAGACUCACACCAGUCACAUGGGCCAGGACGAGAACACAGCUGGGCAGAGUCGAGACUGGAAUGAGGAGCUGCAGAGAUGCAGGGAACUCCCCAGGAACUCUCUUCAAGAGCGCCUGCAGAGAGAGAGGAGCUUAUUCAAGGCGAACAGUGAUUUUGUGGCCGCUGCAACACGGGGAGCUGUAGCCGUUAUCGACGGUAAUGUCAUGCCAUUAAACCCCGGGGAGGUGCCUCAUAUGCAGAUGUUCAUCUGGAACAACUUGUUCUUCAGCCUCGGGUUCGACAUAUCCGAGCACUACCUCCCACUAGGGGGCAACACUGCUGCUCAUGCUGCUGCCGUCUGUGACCUGAGGGGGGCACAGGCUUAUGCAUCUGUAGACAUAGAGGGGCUUCACACACUGGGAACAGCUGUGGUGGAUUAUCGUGGCAUCCGUGUUAUCGCUCAGUCCAUCGUACCUGGGAUACUGGAGAAAAACCAGGAGCAGGAGAGUGUAGUCUAUGGCUCCAAUGACUACGGGAAAACUGUUUUUACACACCCCAGGUUUCUGGAGCUUCUAGAUAAAACCAGUAAACCUCUGAGAAUCCAGCGUCACCAGGUGCUCGACCACAACAACAGCCCCGUGGAGCUAUGUUCUGGCAUCGAGACCAAAGGCAUUCUGGGUAAUGAUGGAAGACCCUACAUCUUGGACCUUCUCCGGACCUUUCCCCCUGACCUUAACUUCCAGUUAUCACAGACAGAGGAGAGGGGAGAGGUGCCCGAGGAGUGUCAGAGCUUUGGUUAUCCUCGGAGGCAUCAUCACAGCCUGGCCAGCCUGAGACCAGAGCUGAUAGAUGCCUUCGUCCAGCACAGGUAUGAACUUUAUCUCAAGAUGGUGUCCCAGGGCCUCGUUCAGCGGGAAGAGGAAGAUAAAGCCUCGGGGCAGAGUGAAGAGUCGGUCUGUGAGCCGAGAACUGGAGAUACAAGCAGAGCCAGUGCUGAGAUGGAACACCAGACAAGGACUGGGAUUAUGAAAGCUUGUGAGGCUGUCGGAUCAGUGAGUGACUCCUGCUUCGACAUCCGCUUCAACCCUGAUGUUUGCUCCCCAGGUGUUCGUUUCUCCCCUGAGUGUGUUCAGGAGGUGCAGAGGCAGAGACGGUUGUUAUGGGACGCCGCUGCUUUUCUACUGUCCAAUCAGAUUCCAGCAGUGCUGAAGGACUGUUUAGACCACACAGCAGUGCCGAUGGAUGGAGCGACCCUGACCUCCGUGCUGCACCAGCGGGGGGUGAACGUGCGCUACCUGGGCACCCUGCUGAGGGAGCUGGACAGGGGGGAGGAAAGAGGGAGACUCAGCCACAUCCAGAGAAUUUCUAUCAGUGAAGUCAUCAUCAGAAGUGCAAAACACAUCUUCAGGACCUAUCUACAGGAUGUAGAACCUGCUACUUUCUCCGCUGCUGUCAGUCACUUCCUAAACUGCCUCCUGAGCUCCUCCUCCAGCUUCCCCGACUCCUGCUCAGAUGAGCUGCUCUCUCGCCGCAGGAGCCGGCGGAGGAGGAGCCACGGGAGUCGAGUUGCCAUGUUGAAAGAAAGCGUUUGGGCCAGACUGACCCCCAGCGAGCUGUGGGGCCGGAUCAGGACCGAGGCUGGAGAUUAUUACCACCACUCAUUAGACAGUGAAAGUAUGGAUGAUGUCAUAGAAAAACACGGCCUUCAGAGGAUCUCCCUACUGAGAGAAAUGGCCAUCAAGACAGGAAUCCAGGUGCAGCUGAGGGAGUAUGUGUUUGAGGCGCGACACAAGCCGGUGUUUGGUGAGGAAGAUGUUGUUAACAUGUUCCCUGUAGUCAAACAUAUCAAACCUACAGCAUCGGACGCCACAAGGCUUGUGCAACAAGCACAUGUAGCAGUACAGCAGGGGCUUCUCAACGAGGGCUGUGAAUUGAUCAGCCAGGCCCUGACUCUGUUCAGCAGCGUAUGUGGGGUCCUGCAUGAGGACGUGUGCAUGUGCCUGCGUCUCCUGGGACGAAUCUGCUACAUCCUGGGGGAAUAUGCAGAUGCCCUCAGCCACCAGGAAAAGGUUGCUAUUACUAGUGAGAGAAUACAAGGUAUAGACCAUCCUCAGACCAUACAAGACUAUAUUUUUCUGGCCCUGUACUGCUUUGCUGGAGGCCAGCUUUCGAUCUCCCUGCAGCUGCUGUAUCGUGCUCGGUACCUCACCCUGCUCAUGUGCGGAGAAGACCAUCCACAGGUCUCCAUGCUGGAUAGUAUGCUGGGUCUAGUACUUCAUGGACUGAUGGAGCAUGAGCUUUCAUUCAAGUUCCUACAGAAUGCCUUAAAUUUAACCUCAAAAUACCACGGUGCCAUGUCCCUGAAGCAUGCACAAAGUCAUCAUCUUCUUGCCACUGUGUUCGAGAGUAAAGGAGAUUUUCGAUCAUCUCUGCAACACGAAAAAGAGGCUUAUUUAAUAUAUAGGAGCCAGGUUGGAGAGAACCAUGACAGCACGAAGGAAAGCUCGGACUACCUGAAGAGGCUCACUCAGCAGGCUGUGGUCUUACAGAAAGCCAUCAACCAUAUAUACAGUAACACGCCUAGUGCCUGUAUUCAACCUCCAAAGUUUGCCACACCAAGUCUUUCCUCAAUCCUUCAGCAGCUCAACCUGACAUGUGGAAUCAUUCUCAUUCCCCUCAGUGCGAAAGAAGUUGCAGACCUGAGGACUGAACUGAAAGAAAAGGCAAAGAUUAAAGUGGAAGAUCUGGAAAAAAAUACGUAAGAACUGCAGACAAUAAUAUUAAAAUGUGGACCAAAGGGACAUUUACAAUAUAACACAUGUGUAGUCAGUCAGACUCUUGAAAACAACUGCAGACUAUGAGCAAACAAAUGAAAGCCUGGAAAAUUGCUCCUGUUUUCUAGUAGGUAUAAACUUACUUCGACCAAACUACAAUGAACUCUGCAGGCUGUAACUCUGAUGGAAAAUGUGUGUAACUCUCCUUGGUGGGAAAUAAAUGAACUAACCCUGAUAACAUGUCAGCACAGUAUGUUUAGGCCCACUUCUGCUGAUGACAAGAUAUCAUAACAGUGUACUAAAAUAUUUUUAAAUGAUAUGCUCUUAUCUUGCAGUACUAUGUGUGUCUUCCCACUUGUCCCAUGAAUACUUCUCAGAAUAUUUCAGAAAAUAAUCUCUAUGAUUGUUUUGGAUUUGUAUUAUCUGUCCAAUACCUGUUAUCCCUGUUUUGUCACUAAUAUCCAAGUUAUUGUAUGAAAAUAAUAAACAUCUGAGCUUCUUAUGUC